Messenger RNA from Sturnus vulgaris (Common starling), 3828 nucleotides. The record is from RefSeq and is a predicted model, not a curated record. NCBI's taxonomy places the organism in Eukaryota, Metazoa, Chordata, Aves, Passeriformes, Sturnidae.
AUUGGAAAUCAAUUAACAGUUUUCAGGUUUCUGGGCAUUAAUACAUUUAAGGACAGUGUGUCUGACAACCAGCAAAAUAAGAGGAAAAGCAAAAAAGGUUGUGGAAAUGUUGUUGCUUUUCAGAAUGCAGACAGUAUAAUGGAAGAAAUGCAUCAGUCAGACAAAGCUCUAGGAAAAAACAGCCAAAUCACACCAACAUCCAGAACACGGGCAGACCAACAAGGGGCGUGUUUUCCAAGUAAGAGUCAGAUAGCAUUACCCGGGAGACAUCACACUGCCUUACCUUUCUUCUCAAACAAAGAGAACAGGGGAUGUGGCUUUGACUUCAGCUUUCUCCUUCAGAACUCAUGCCCAGAAUCUAACAUUUCAACAUCAUUUUUGGAUUUAGAUACUUUCCAGAUAAUAAAAGCACAAAUACAACGAAGGUUAAAUGUAACAAUGAUAAAAACCAGGAACAAGAAAUCUGAGUUUCAUUUGCCACCACUGACAUGUCCGCUUCUAAGAACAAUUCAUCUUCCUCUUCUAAAGGAUGAUAUUGUCAAUGAAAGCAGAAACAUCAAAUAUAUUUUAAAUAUUAUUAAUUCUAUUCCUCGGCCUAUAAAACCAGUUACUAAAUUUUAUCAAUAUCAGUUAGACAACUUAUUAAACGGGCACGGUGAAAAGUCAUCAGAAUUGAUCAUGGCCACAAUUUCUGAUAAGUUCACUCCUGUGAAGGACCUGUACUACUUCAGCAUUAAUAACUGUGAUAAGUACCCCAACAACAAGAAGGAAGAAAUCCAAAGCCAUUUAAAAUGGAGGGAAGCUGAUGUAACAAUCCACACUGAGAAGAAGAACCAGGUGAAGUUCCAGUGUUCAGUGGUUUGUGAGAACAUUGAUGAUCUGAACCAAGCCAGGUUCUGGCAUGAGAGUCAUCCCUACUUGAGCUCAAGCAAUGCUCUAGUGAGCUGUGGCAUGUUUACAGCCCAGACAAUAUUUACAGUGUCCAGCAACAGCCAUGCCUCAAGAACUGGCAAUAAGCAAAACAGAGCAGAGAAUUGCUGUAACACUGGUCUGGAAGAAGAAAAUGCUACAGAGAUGAUUCUGGAUCAUAAACCACAGGACGAUGCUGAGAGUGCCAACUUUGUGCUUUACAAUCAAGAUUUAGAUUCUUCCUGUAGAAAUGAAGUGAUAGAGGCCUACCAAGCCUUAGAAGAUAAUUCUGUAGUUGCAGUAAUUCCUAGAGUAGAGGUACAAGAUCCUUCUGGAAAACCGUCAGAAAAUCAAGCCUGUCUCUCUGAAUCUGAAAUAGAUAAAGAAGCAAUGUCAGGAGCAACUUCAGAGGACCAAAGGGAGCUUGUAGCUGUUGCUCAUGUUACCCUCUCUGAACAAGAGCUAGCCAGAGAACCACACAUUGCUGAACAACCUGCCACAAAAAAGGGUGUUGUCUGUACCUUGCCUCCUCAUGUUACUCAGAGCCUCAAUGUUCUUGCUCACAAAGAAAAUGACAAAAAUAAAAUGAAGAUGAAUAGAAAUAAAUAUUCAUCAAAAUCUAAAAUUAAUAACAAGAUAAAAGUAUCUGAAGAAAUAAUUGCUUCUGAUGAAGUUACCACAAAAUCAAAUGCCAAGAGUCAGAUUUUUCCGUCUUUGGAACUGACAAAAGUGAAAUCUGAGACUUCCAUGAAGUGUCAGAAAAAAAACACUCAGGGAGACAAAGGCCAUGUUGCUCAGAGUGCUCAGAAAAUUAAAAAGCAAAGUUGCUCCUGCAGUUGCAAAAAUUCAGCUAUCUUAAAGAAACAUGUUACUCCACUUUGUCUACCACGUGCAUCCUCUGCUUCAGAGUUUGUAGACCUGAAAUACACUGACAUGUUCAAAAUAAUAAAUUCAGAUGACCAAGGCCCAGGUAUUUAUGAAAUGUUUGGAACUCCUGUCUAUUCCCGCAUGCGAGACCCUGAUCAGCAUGAGGACAGGUUUUAUAAAAGUGUUUAUUCUGCUCCACCAGGGAGCUACACCUGCAGAUCUACCUGCAGUAAAGAGGGAGAAAAAAGCGGAGUCAGACACAGAAAAAAGAAAACACAUUCCAAGCCAAAGAAAACCAUACCUGGUGCUAAACAAAAGCAGAAAGAUUUAAUCACAAAGGACAGAAGGACCAAGCUGAGUGACAGCAACACAGACCAAGAUAAUGCAACAACUUCUGACUUGGAUUUUCAAACACACACCUCAAGUAGCACAACAUUGUUUCAUGGAGAUGAGGAUCAUGAGCUCACAUUUUUAGAAAAGCUUUCACAGUCAACUAAGCAAAAUGAAAUGUUUACAAAUUCAAACCUAUCAACUAUUAAAGAAGUUUCUUUGGAGCAGUUGUUAGACAGCCAGGAUAAUUCCAGCCAUCAGAGAGCUGCUGCCUGCAGCCAGGAUCUCCAGUUCAGUGAUAAAGACUGCAGAGAAUGUGUUGCUCCAAGUGGCAGGCUGGUAACAGCAGAGCAGAACUUCUGUGUGCUCCAGUGCAGGUGGGAUAUGGAUGGUGGCAAAGGCCUGCAAUCACACAAAGACUCCAAGUCUGUCAAGAAAUGUGAAUUGCCCUUUUCAGAUAGACUGGAAUGUCAGUCCCCUACAGAAAUAUUAGAUCACAGUUGGGCAAGCACACCUCAAAACAGUGGUUUGGCAAAUGAAUUGACUCAACCUUCAGUGAUUUGGACAAGAAAUGCCAAAAGCCUCAGUUUCCAGGCAAGUCAAAAUAUUUCUUCCUGGUCAGAUACUAAGGAUGUGACUGAUGAGUUGCUUUGUUGUCUGGCCAAAGAAUUGCUAAUGCUUGAAGAAAAAGACACCAACUCUUCAAGAACAAAAAAUACAUGUUCUAAAAUAGAAAACACACAGAGUGAAGAAGAGAGAAGUAUGAUGAAUGGAGAUGGAGCAAUAAUCAAUAGUGCUCUAGAGAAGAGUUACAGUAAAGCCUUUUUGGCUUCAAAUGAAGAAAAUGGCCUUCUAAACUUUGACGAAUCUACUAAAUUACCAGGAAGCAAUUUAGCUACCAAAGAUCCUAUCAUGUGGACAAGAGGAGAAGUCCUUGGAAAGGGAGCCUAUGGCACAGUGUACUGCGGUCUGACAAGCCAGGGACAAUUAAUAGCUGUAAAACAGGUGGUUCUGGAUACAUCAGAUCAACUCACUACAGAAAAGGAGUAUCAGAAGUUCCAUGAAGAAGUUGAUCUUUUGAAGACACUGAAGCAUGUAAAUAUUGUAACUUAUUUAGGAACUUGCCUGGAAGACAACAUUUUAAGCAUAUUCAUGGAGUUUGUUCCUGGUGGAUCCAUUUCCAGUAUUCUGAAUCGCUUCGGUCCAUUGCCAGAAGUCGUCCUGUGUAAAUACACCAAGCAAAUUCUACACGGGGUUGCAUAUUUACAUGACAACUGUGUGGUGCACAGAGACAUCAAAGGCAAUAACGUGAUGCUCAUGCCCAACGGGGUGAUAAAGCUGAUUGACUUUGGCUGUGCCAGGCGCCUGGCCUGGGCCAGCCUCAGCGGCACCCGCAGCGAGCUGCUCCGAUCCGUGCACGGCACUCCCUACUGGAUGGCUCCAGAGGUCAUAAAUGAGUCUGGCUAUGGCAGGAAAUCUGACAUCUGGAGCGUUGGCUGCACUGUGUUCGAGAUGGCAACAGGCAAACCCCCUCUGGCUUCCAUGGACAGGGUGGCAGCCAUGUUCUACAUCGGGGCCCACAGGGGGCUGAUGCCGGCCCUGCCCGAUCGCUUCUCCAGCGCUGCCGUGGAGUUUGUGCAUGCCUGCUUAACCAGAGAUCAACACGAACGGCCUUCUGCUCUGCAGUUGCUGGACCAUCCCUUUGUGAAAGGAAGACAGUGA